UUAAAGCCACACAUUUUUCUUCUCAUCCUUUUGUUUUCUCUCCCCCUUUCUUCCACUCGAUCACCACAGCUCGAAAGUAAUCAGAGAGAUAUGGAGCUCGAUUCCACCACCGCUAAGCGCAGACUCUCUACCGUCGCCGCUCACUUCCCCUCAGUAACCAACGAUCCCAUCUCCACCGCUUCUCUCGUCCCCUUGAACUGUAGUAGCAGUUUGAACUCUGUCAUCAGAAGCUGUGACAACAAAAUUGCUUUUGCUCGCCAAGCAUCUUCUGAACAAGGCUUUUUCAUGAGGCAGGCUUCCACUGACCAGUUUAUACCUCAGACUGGCGCCAUCACUUUGAAGAACUCUGUCAUUAGAAGAGGUGACAACAGACUCUAUUUUGCUCGACAAGCAUCUUCUGCACAAGGUCCUUUCAUGAGGCAGGCUUCCACUGAUGAGAGGACCAUACUACAGGACUCUGCAUCUACUAAGUCCUUUGCGAUCCCUUCUUCACAACAACAACCAUUGCUUUCCAGACCUGAGUACGCCCCACCACAGUUUUCCAAGCCGACCGCAAAAGCAGAGUUCCUUGUCUCUUCUGAUUUGUUAAACCAGCCAAAGAAAAACUUGGAAAAGCCAUAUAACCCUGACCUUCCUAAGUUAGCCAAUCCAGGGGGUGUUUGGUCUCCGAGAUCGAAUGUUGCAGAAUAUGAACAUAACUAUGUUGUGGCAGUAGAGCUACCAGGGGCCAGUAUCAAUGAUAUAAGAGUGGAGGUCGACAACAUAAACUUGACUGUGACAGGUAGACGCACAGCUGUCUGUCAAAAAGUUGAUGCAGGCACCAAAGGUUCAAUCUGUGGGUAUCACAAGCAAGAAAUACUACAAGGACCAUUCAAAGUUUCCUGGCCAUUACCUAGCAAUGUGAACAAGGAUAACGUUUCUGCUGAAUUUAUGGAUGGGAUCCUGAGAGUAGUGAUUCCAAAGCUUUGAGGGGUCAUCGUUCUGGAACCAUAUACGUUUACAGUAAACUGUUUGUAUAAUAUAUGCUGUUUGUGUGGAAGAAGGGGAAGAAAAAGCAAUAAUUGAUGAGAGAUAUGUAAAAUAGUUUGGUCUUAAUUUAUCAUAUGCUCAGUUAAUAGUGUAAGCCAUGUAAACAAUCCAUAUAUAUAUAAAUAUAAAAAAUAAGGCUGAUUACUACCAAGA
This is a messenger RNA of Eruca vesicaria subsp. sativa (arugula), 1182 nucleotides long. Lineage: Eukaryota; Viridiplantae; Streptophyta; Magnoliopsida; Brassicales; Brassicaceae. The record is from the annotation of a GenBank genome assembly.